AAAAAUAAAACAAGAAAGAAAGAGAGAGUAGGAGUACCAAUCCAAAACCUGCAAGUAGCAGAAUCCAUUUAAGACGCUAACCCUUCCCAUUUAUCUCUCUCUCUCUCUCUGAGAAGAAGAAGAUGAUGAUGGGUGCCCUCUACGGUCGUACAACGACGACAACCCUCUUAUUGGUUCUCCUCAUCGUCUCCUCGGCACACUCCUUCUACCUCCCUGGCGUCGCUCCUCGCGAUUUCCAAACUGGUGAUGCCCUCCCGGUCAAAGUGAACAAAUUGUCAUCUACUAAGACACAACUUCCAUAUGACUACUACUACUUAAACUAUUGUAAGCCCAAGAAUAUUGUGAACAAUGCAGAAAAUUUGGGGGAAGUUCUCCGAGGUGACCGCAUUGAAAAUUCUGUCUAUAACUUCCAAAUGAGGAAAGACGAGUCAUGCAAAGUCGCCUGUAAAGCAAAGCUUAAUGCUGGAUCUGCAAAGAAUUUUAAGGAAAAAAUUGAUGAUGAAUAUCGAGUUAACAUGAUUUUGGAUAACCUUCCAGUUGCUGUUCUUAGACAGAGGAGGGAUGGAAGUCAGUCAACUACUUAUGAGCAUGGUUUCCGUGUUGGGUUCAGGAUUUUGGAUAACCUUCCAGUUGCUGGGAUCAAAGAGGAGAAAUAUUUCAUCCAUAACCACUUGAGCUUCCGAGUCAUGUAUCACAAGGAUCCCGAGACUGAUUCUGCUCGGAUCGUUGGGUUUGAGGUUACUCCAAAAAGCAUUAAUCAUGAAUAUAAGGAUUGGGAUGAUAAGAAUCCUCAACUGACAACAUGCAACAAAGACCCCAAAAAUUUAAUGCAAGGUAGCUUUGUUCCACAAGAAGUUGUCGCAGAUAAGGAGGUUGUUUUUACAUAUGAUGUUUCGUUCAAGGAAAGUGAGAUCAAAUGGGCAUCUCGUUGGGACACAUACCUCCUAAUGAAUGACGAUCAGAUCCACUGGUUCUCCAUCAUAAACUCUUUGAUGAUUGUCCUCUUCCUUUCUGGCAUGGUGGCCAUGAUCAUGAUGAGAACUCUGUACAGAGAUAUUGCCAACUAUAAUCAAUUGGAAACUCAAGAUGAGGCUCAGGAAGAAACGGGAUGGAAACUUGUCCAUGGAGAUGCUUUCAGGCCACCAAUCAAUUCUGGCUUACUUUGUGUUUAUGUUGGUACAGGUGUUCAGAUAUUUGCAAUGACACUUGUGACAAUGAUAUUUGCAUUGCUUGGUUUCUUAUCUCCUUCCAACAGAGGGGGGCUAAUGACUGCCAUGGUUCUCUUGUGGGUUUUCAUGGGCUUAUUCGCUGGUUACUCCUCGGCACGUUUGUACAAAAUGUUCAAGGGAACAGAGUGGAAGAGGAAUACCUUGAAAACUGCAUUUAUGUUUCCGGGCAUUCUCUUUGCAGUAUUCUUUGUUCUUAAUGCCCUGAUCUGGGGGGAGCAAUCUUCUGGGGCUGUGCCUUUUGGAACAAUGUUUGCUCUUGUCUGCUUAUGGUUUGGUAUAUCAGUGCCCUUGGUCUUUGUGGGCAGUUACUUGGGUUUUAAAAAACCAGCUAUUGAAGACCCUGUGAAGAGUAACAAGAUUCCUAGGCAAAUACCAGAGCAAGCGUGGUACAUGAAACCAGUCUUUUCUAUACUCAUUGGAGGCAUUCUUCCAUUUGGGGCUGUUUUCAUUGAGCUAUUCUUCAUCUUGACGUCAAUAUGGCUGAACCAGUUCUAUUACAUCUUUGGCUUCCUUUUUAUAGUGUUCGUUAUUCUUCUAAUCACUUGUGCGGAGAUAACGGUUGUGCUCUGCUACUUCCAGUUGUGCAGUGAAGACUACCACUGGUGGUGGAGAUCCUACCUAACUGCUGGAUCCUCUGCACUCUACCUUUUCCUCUACUCUGUCUUCUAUUUCUUCACGAAAUUGGAGAUCACGAAGCUGGUUUCAGGCAUCCUUUACUUUGGGUACAUGAUAAUUGUAUCAUAUGCUUUCUUUGUCGUGACCGGCACUAUUGGCUUCUAUGCAUGCUUCUGGUUUGUUCGGAAAAUCUACUCGUCUGUUAAAAUUGACUGAUCUGAAGAUGCCGAAAUAGGGUCACACAGAUGAAGAUGAAUUACAGACCAUAAGGGAAGCAGAGAAGGGAUAAAGGUUGAAGUGAAAUUUUCUUCCCGCUCACCAAAACCCUUUUUGUUUUUUUGUUUUUUUUGUUGAUGGUAGCAUAGGGCAUAGGGCUUGGCCUGUUAUUUUGUUUACACCUUCAUUAAUGUCGUGAACUGUGCCUUUGUAGUGUUCUUGCAAGAAAGCUUGAGUAGCAACCUUGAUGUAUGGAUACUUCUAUCAUGUCUAUAUGGUUAAAUCACAAUUUCAACUACCAAAUCUUUGAUGA
This is a messenger RNA of Corylus avellana, 2373 nucleotides long. RefSeq names its product transmembrane nine 7 (gene TMN7). The record is from RefSeq and is a predicted model, not a curated record. Gene Ontology annotation, cellular component: membrane. Gene Ontology annotation, biological process: protein localization to membrane. Lineage: Eukaryota; Viridiplantae; Streptophyta; Magnoliopsida; Fagales; Betulaceae.